This is a messenger RNA of Orcinus orca (killer whale), 9417 nucleotides long. RefSeq names its product unc-119 lipid binding chaperone B (gene UNC119B). The record is from RefSeq and is a predicted model, not a curated record. Gene Ontology annotation, molecular function: lipid binding. The transcript is spliced from 5 exons. The coding region runs from base 5185 to 5952 and encodes 255 amino acids. Gene Ontology annotation, cellular component: cilium. NCBI's taxonomy places the organism in Eukaryota, Metazoa, Chordata, Mammalia, Artiodactyla, Delphinidae. Gene Ontology annotation, biological process: cilium assembly; lipoprotein transport; nervous system development.
UAAACCACUCUUGGGUCCAGAUCCCUUUUUUUUUUUUUUUUUUUUUUUUUGGGUCCAGAUCUUAAUCUCACUAAGGAAAUCAGGCUCCCGGUUGGCUGGAGCCGGUGUGUCGGUCCUUUCUCCAUACUUAGUACCCCAUGCCCCUCCACCCCCCAUAGAGGAAGAGAGAUGAGUUUUUCCAACAUUUACUGGAAAGCCUGUUGCCAUAGCAAUGGUGAGGGGUCAACAGAGGUGAACAGAGGUGAAGCACAGAGGUGUGGAGUGGGCAGGCCUCUGCUCUCUAGCAACCUGAGAUGGUAGGCACCUCACCGCGGUACUCUGGCCCAAGGGUCUUAGUUUUGUUUGUUGCUAACCACUUAUAUUAGUGAAAAAUAACCCCACUUAGUUUUUGGCUGGGGCCUUGUCCUAAGACUUCCUCUCCUGGGUUUUCUUACGGCUUCUACUUGACUCCGUCUGUUGCUUCCUCAAGCCUUGGUCCCCAGCUCAUUUCCUCUCUGCUCUGACUUGACUGUUCUUUUUGGUCACCGCACUUUUCAAUCCAGCUCCAUGGCUUCUCCCUGCCCAGGGUGCCUGCCCUCAGCAGAGGGGUCCUGGAGAAAGAGGCCACUUAAAUGUAUUGUCAUAGCGACCAUUCAUGAAACACUCUCCCUGGCGCCAGCAGAGUGCUUUUUGUUGCUGUUUUCAUCUCCUUUUUUAAAAAUUUAUUUUAUUUAUUUAUUUUUGGCUGUGUUGGGUCUUCGUUGCUGCGCACAGGCUUUCCAUAGUUGUGGCGAGCAGGGGCUACUCUUCAUUGCGGUGUGUGGGCUUCUCAUUGCAUUGGCUUCUCUUGUUGCAGAGCACGGGCUCUAGCUGCGUGUGCUUCAGUAGUUGUGACACACGGUCUCAGUAGUUGUGGCUCGUGGGCUCUAGAGCACAGGCUCAGUAGUUGUGGCGUACAGGCUUAGUUGCUCCACGGCAUGUGGGAUCUUCCUGGACCAGGACUCGCCACCAGGGAAGCCCUCAUCUCCUCUUUACAACCCUAGGAAAGACCAGUGACUAGCCUGACUUAUAAAUAAGAAAACUUAGGCUCACAGGGCAUAAAUGACCUGCCCAAAGUCACAUAACUGGUAGGUGGCAGAGUGAGGACUGGAACUUAGCUCUGUCUAACCGCAAAGCCUGUGCUCUUAACGUCAUGAGGUACUACUUUUAAGAAGGAACCUUUUGAAUGUAGAUAACUGAAGAAGCUGGGUGUUGGUUACGUGGAGGUUUAUUAUAUUAUUCUUUCUCUAAAAAGAAAGUAGCCUUUUAAGACUUAGUGAUACAAAGUGCGUAAGUACAUUUUAAAAAUCGGGGGACUUCCCUGGUGGCACAGUGGUUAAGAAUCCGCCUGCCAAUGCAGGGGACACGGGUUCAAGCCCUGGUCCAGCAAGAUCCCACAUGCCACGGAGCAACUAAGCCCGUGUGCCACAACUUCUAAGCUGCGCUCUAGAGCCCAUGAGCCACAACUACUGAGCCUGCGUGCUACAACUACUGCAGUCCACGCACCUAGAGCCUAUGCUCCGCAACAAGAGAAGCCACCGCAAUGAGACGCCUGCGCACUACAAUGAAGAGUAGCCCCUGCUCACUGCAACUAGAGAAAGCCCGCACGCAGCAACGAAGACUCAACACAGCCAAAAACAAACAAAUAAAUAAAUAAAUAAAAUAUUUAAAAAAAUUUAUAUGGGGUGCAGAAUGUGAAAACUCAUCUUUCUUAGUCCUACCUCUUUAAUCCCUAGAGGAUAUACAGGUGUAUUAUCUUUGGUGUAUAUCUUUCAUUUUAUAUGUAUUUAUGUAUAUUUAUAUGUACGUACACACAUAUUUACAUAAUAUAUUUGCACAUGUGCAAGUGUGCCUUUAGAAUUCCAUUAAGGAAUUACUGAAUCAAACAGUAUAUGCACGGGACUUUCCUGGCAGUCUAGUGGUUAAGACUGCGCUUCCACUGCAGCGGACUCGGGUUCAAUCCCUGGUCAGGGAACUAAGAUCCCACAUGCUGCGCAGCGCGGCCAAAAACAAAACAAAACAAAAAACGGUAUAUGCACUUAAAAUUUUGAAAGUUCUGCCCUCAGCAAGGCUAUGUGAAUUUCCACCCACCAGUCUUGUGCUGUACGACUUUGGAAUAUGCCAUGAAUCCUUUUCGGAAACAGGUGGGAUAUAAAUAAUAAAUUAAUGCUUUUAAAGAACAGCCCUCAGCCAGGGAGAGAAGUGACUUGGGUACUAUGGAAAUCACUAGCUCUGUUUCCCAGACCACAAGGCCUGCCUGCAGUCCCAGCCACGACUUGCUGAUUCGGUGGAUGCCAUCUUUAGGGAAGCAGCAGGAAGGAGGACUGAACUUCCCUGGCUCGGCAGAAAAAAGCCCUCUGAUGUCCUGCUUACCUUGGCCUCAUCAGCUCUGGGCCCCACCUGCCUGGCCUGAUUUGAGGCAGACUGCCUGGCAACUCUGGGACUGCUCUGGAAAACAGCCACUGUCACACCUCUUACAGUGAGGAAAAUAACCAGCUUAAGGAGAGGGACUUGAAGAGCACCAAGCUGCGGUGAAAGGGAGGCCAGCCUUUCCACUCCAGUCUUCCCACGUCUGGCCCAAGGAGACAUUGGGGUUGCUAUUUAAUGCAGUCAAUCUCUAUUUUUCUUUUUCCACCCAACAGGGAAUUAGUAUAUGUACUUUUCAGAAAACUUUUUUUUUUUAAAGAGCCUUUUGACAUACCUUAGAAAGAUUUGGUGAGGAGAGACAGAGGCAGAUUGGAGGUUAUGGCCCUAAUUUUUCCUACUGCCUCUUAAAAAGGAAUAUUUAAGGAUUUUUUCCCUUUCUUUCUGUGUGUUUUCUAUUCUCCUAAAGACAUAAUCUUUUGCUUUUUAACCACAGUUUAUAGGUAGUGAUCAGAGAGAGUACAGGCCUCAACUCCCUUAUAUGGCAGUAUUUAUUUAAAAAUUUUUGAGCAGAAAAAAGUGAUCAAGUUUGAGGUGGCUUUUAAAUUUUAAGAGAUUAUAAUAAGUCUCCUUUGACUUAAGAGUCUGCCUUCCAGAUGCAGAUCCUAAGUUAGUUAGUUAGUUUUAUUUAUUUAUUUAUUUAAAGGUAUACAAGCAGCCCAUGAUCAUAUGCUUGUUGUGAUAAAAUAGUAUAGAAGUAGCUCUAAAGAGUGUCAAAAGUGAAUAUAUCCCCCUUUAAUCCCUUCCAAUUCUCUCCUCCCCCAAGGGAACCUCACUUAACUCUAGUGUAUAUCCAAACCCCUUCCUGUGUAGUUACAGAUAGAAAUACUCAUAUACUUUCAAUUUUUUUUUUUUUUUUUUUUCCAGUACGCGGGCCUCUCACUGUUGUGGCCUCUCCCAUUGCGGAGCACGGGCUCCAGACACGCAGGCUCAGCGGCCAUGGCUCACGGGCCUAGCCGCUCUGCGGCAUGUGGGAUCUUCCUGGACCGGGGCACGAACCCAUGUCCCCUGCAUUGGCAGGCGGACUCUCAACCACUGCGCCACCAGGGAAGCCCUACUUUCAAAUUUUAAACAAAUGGGAUUAUGUGCUUUGCUCCCCCCACCUCAAACUAUCUGAGAUCUCUCCAUACUAGUAAGUAGAGAUGGACCUCAUUCUUUUUAACAGCUUCAUAACAUGAAUGGGUGCAACUAUAACUUGUUGUAAUUUUUCAGUUUUACAAAUGGUCCUGCAGUAAACAUCUUCGUGCAUACAUGUAGGCUAAGUUCCCGGAUGUGGAAUUGCAGGUAAACGCGUCAAUACGUUUGUUAUCAUCCCUAAAAAGAGAAAAGCUGGGAUCCAGGUAACUCUAGUCCUGUUGCUGAGGACAAAUGUUUAGUCAGCAAGUGAUUGUGUGAAAUGGCUCCAUGCUAAACUCCCUUCUUGGUGAUUCACAAUCAAGUAGCAUAUUAAGAGUUCUGGAAAUUCUUCAGUAACCACUUACUGCUGAGUAGUUUAAAAAGAAUUGUUUGCAAAGGGAAAUUGCAAUGUGCAAAUGUGUAAUUCUUGUACACAUCUUAAAAUUUCCCUGAACAGUUUGGGAAGUCUCCCCCCGGGUGGUAAUCUCUCAAAGACAGGACAGCAUUUAGAUAGGAACUGGCCACAUACUGUUCCACCAGGCUGGGCAGCUGAGGUGGAGUCAGGUUUGGAUUUGGUCCAGGAACCAGGCGAGGCCUGUCAGCCACUCCCAAACCCCUCGGAUGAGAGGGAUCCAGCAAAUCCUGCAUAAAUCAAGGCUUUGAGGCUGACCAGUGGGGAGACGGGUAGAGUUUCACUUCGGCCUGAGUCUAUCUAAGAGGUGACAUCAACCUAGCACACACACUUUGCAUCAGUCAGGCCCAAGCCUCCAACAGACAAGGGUGUGGAUCCAGAAUCUCUAGAGAAGGAGCCACCAGGGGUAUAAGAGGGCAGUGUCCUCCCCCCUCCCACUCACCUCCUCCAGUCCUUGAAAUCAUGGUUAAUUUCCAUGGCUCAGUGCAGAUGUCACCCCUGAAGCCUCUCCCCUAGCCCCUAGACCCCUCCUGUGUGCUCUGGUAGCACCUCUGCUUCAGCAAUUAGCAGUCUGUUUUGUCUUCUGGUUCAUUCAUACUUAUUGGGCUGAUCUAGAGGAAGGGCCACAUGAUGAAUUAUGUACUUCACAGUCUUCCCCAACAAAGUGGGAGCUCCUCCGUAGCCCGGUGCUGUUCAGGCCUUCCUUCACUCAUUCAUUCAUUCGAUCAUCAUUGAGCACCUACCAUGUGUCAGGCGUUAGCUAGACUGCCUGAAUACAGUGGUGAAUACAGCAGACUCAAUCCCUCCCUCUUUCGUAUUCUUAUAUUCCCUGUAGCCCAGCCCAAUGUCUAGCCCAAAGCCUGACACAGUACGGUUUAGAAAUGGCAAUCUAAUUGGAAAGCUGCCUUUGCAUAGCAAGAACUGUCUUACCUCCUAGACUACAGAUGAAAAAACAUUUUCUCAAGAUGCCUCGUCUACAUUUUAUGUGAUGGAAAGUCAUUUGACUGUACGGGAUAUUUUUUUAGACAUUUGGGGUGACCUCGGGGGCCUGAUGGAGAAUCUGGAGUGCUAAGGUGCCAGCCACCUGGCUGGACCAACGCUGGCGGGAGGGCGCUAGCUACGCGGCCCGCAGGUCCCGCCCGCACAGGCCCGGCCCCGCCCCCGCUCUCCAUAGUUACGGCUGCGGAGGCGGCGGCCAUCUUGGCGGCGGAGCGAUGAGCGGGUCGAAUUCUAAGGCUGCGGCCGUGGGGUCGGCGGCUGGGCCCGGGGGGCUGGUGACUGGCAAGGAGGAGAAGAAGAAGGCUGGCGGCGGCGUCCUGAACAGGCUUAAGGCGCGGCGGCAGGCGCCCCACCACGCGGCCGACGACGGCAUCGGGGCAGCGGUUACGGAGCAGGAGCUGCUGGCUCUGGAUACCAUCCGGCCCGAGCACGUCCUGCGCCUCAGCCGGGUCACAGAGAAUUAUUUAUGUAAACCCGAAGACAACAUCUACAGUAUUGAUUUCACACGCUUCAAAAUUCGAGAUUUGGAGACUGGGACAGUGCUUUUUGAGAUUGCCAAACCUUGUGUGUCAGACCAGGAGGAGGAGGAGGAGGAGGUGGCGGCGGCGGCAGGCGGAGAUGUGGAUGUCAGUGCUGGCCGCUUCGUCCGCUAUCAGUUCACGCCAGCAUUUCUCCGCCUCCGCACCGUGGGCGCCACGGUGGAGUUCACGGUGGGAGACAAACCUGUGUCAAACUUCCGGAUGAUCGAACGGCACUAUUUCCGGGAACGCCUGCUGAAAAACUUUGACUUUGAUUUCGGCUUCUGCAUCCCCAGCAGUAGGAACACUUGUGAACAUAUCUAUGAGUUUCCCCAGCUUUCUGAGGAUGUCAUUCGUCUGAUGAUUGAAAAUCCCUAUGAGACCCGUUCUGACAGCUUCUACUUUGUCGACAACAAGCUGAUAAUGCACAACAAGGCUGACUAUGCCUAUAACGGGGGCCAGUAGCUGUGGCAGGAGCGGACGGGGAGGUGCUUUGCUGUGGCCCAAGGUCCUGGUGCACGGAGGUGGCUGAAGCUGCGGUCUGUCAACACACAUCUGGAACCUGGCCCCAGGAAGCCGAGGCUGGGGUGGCAGUUUCCUGUGCUCCAAGAGAGGUGCCAAGCAGUGCUGUGUUUCCUUCCCCAGUAUUUUUUCUUCCUUUUUUCCCUGCCCCUUAGGUCACGGAGGUACUAUAGUAAAACUUAGCAUAAGGCUUCUGGAAUCCAGAUAAAAAUAGAAAGUUUAUUUUCAUGUAGUCAUGGCUCCUCUGGGUUGUCCUGUUGAGCCUGGGUCUCUCCAGGCAGAGCUGUGCCGGGGAGAGAAGGCUCUUCCGUAGGUUCAGGGGCGCUGUGGGAAGCUGAGACUCCUCUCUCGCCUGCGGGGUCGCCAUCAGCACACUCUGACCUCAGCCUGUGCAUCGUCCUAAACCAACUCGGGGGGCAGAGGGAAGGAGUGGUGCCAGGAGUUGAGGCACUGGGGUGGGCAAGGCUGCCAAACUGAAGGAUCUGUCUUACGUAGGGGCCGCUUAUCUGUCUGACUUCCGGAUCCUCAGCCGGUCCUCCUGGGGCUCCACUGAGGUUUCAACCUGGCAGUGCCUUCCUGUUCUCCUUCCAGAGGAAAGAUGAGCUUGCUCUGCUUCUCCUGGCUCCUAACUUUUGAGUUUCUCCUGAAAUACAAUGUGUCAGUUUUGCUGUUGGAACUGUAGUAUCUCUGGAGGCCAGAGCAGGCCUUAUUGUAUUUUGUUUUUUUAUUUCUAAGCUUCUUGUGGGGAGGCUUUAUAAAAUGUCAGUGGCAUUCCCAGCAUAUAGGAUGUGUGGCCAGACUUCUGAUAGUAUCAGUCAGGCUCCCGGGGCUAAUCUGGGUCAUGUCGUACCUGCUUUUGUACUGAAGUAGUUCCUGGAAUCAUCCUGGCUGGUCAGACCUAAGUAAUGUGUAUUCUGGUCCUUUGGAAUGGUUUUGGAAUGUCUGCCACUUGGAAUGGCUUUGGGCGUUGGGAAAGGGGGAAAUCAGCUGAGGUGGCCUAUCAGAGAGACGUGUUCUCAAAAAUCUUCCUCACACAUCCCUCAGGCCUCACUGGAUGGGCUGUCUGCGCUUCAGCUCCCUACUGUUGUCUGACAGUGCGGGCGAUUUAAGUGCUCAGGCCCAACUCCUGACCCUCUGAUAAGACUGUUGCUGCGGCCAGGGUUUAGCAUUGCUAGAAAGGUCACAGUAGGAAGGGCCCAGGUACGUGGUAUCUGUGACCAGAGAGCUGUCUCCCUAGGUGCUUGGGAGAAAGGCCAGGUGGAGCCAGGGAGAGAAGGGCCAGCGCUUUGCCACAGAUGCUCCUGUGCUUUCACUGACCGGUGUUGCUCCCUGUUUGCAUUCUAGAGCGUGAGGGGCCUUGAACCGUGGUCCAGUGCUUUUUGUCAGGCCAGAGUCUGGGCUGUGCCAGAUGCUGGCAACUUCCUCACUGAGAAAACCCUGGUUAGCCCUGUGUGCUGGCCCUGCACCCAACCCCCGAGGGAGGAAGAGACCGGGUUCCCUGCAGGGUGGGCUACUCAUCCCCAGACCGGUGAAUCCCAGAACUGGAGUCGGCUGCAAAUCCAGGUGCCUUAUGUGUGGCUCCAUCCCAUACACUGCCGGACAGACAUCAGCACUGCCUCUUCACCUUCUGUUUCUCACUGGGGCUCCCUCAACAGAUUUGUGUUCAUUGAGCUUCAGAAUAACCCCUUCUCUCUGUGACAGAACCCAGUCGGGAGAGUUUUUCUACUAUUUGAUGUUUAAUUAUUAUCUAGGAUGUGGUUUCUGGAGCUGCCCAGAACUCUGCUCAGUAGAGUGUGUCUUGGAAAUGUGUCCCAGGCAGACCACGUCUUGUAGGCUAGUGGGCUGUCUCUUACCUGCAGUGUUAGCUUUUGCUGGGAAGAGGGCCGAGGAGGCAGGCAUUCUGGCUUGAAUAGUGCUGUAUCCUCUUCCCAAGAGCUUGCUUUAGUCUCACUGGAGACCGUUUUGAGGCCAUGCUUGAUCUGUGCCCAACAGCACAGGGAUUUGCUAUCUUCUGCUCCUGAAGGUCUGGUGUUCUGUACCUGGGACUCUGGAUUCUUGUGGCUAGCUACUCAGGAAACCUUGAGAAGCAUUACCUCUCUGGGGUGUUAGCUAGGGUAAGUCUGAAAUUCAAGCUUUUGUACCCGAACUGGGGAGAGAAUUGGAAGUCAUACCUUCUCUGAAAGUAGCUGAACUCAUCAGAAGCUGAAUCAGGAGGCCGUGUUGUUAAGGAGUCUGGGCUAUUGAUAGCAGUUACCUGUGGGCAAUAAGAUGGGAGGAAAAAACCUACCUGCCUGGGGAGACCAUGCCCUCUGUUCAGAGCUGGUACCUGAGAGGAAGCGCCUAAAGGGAACACAUUCCAGCAGACUGACAGGUCCAGCUGGCGCCUGGGGGCCUGCUGCCUGCACCCCUCCCUCUCGUGUCUUGCUCCUUCGUGUCCCUCUGGCCUGGAGUCUCCUGGGAGAGCGACUCUCUUUUCCUGUGGAGCUUUUGGGCUAAGAUGCCCUUUCAGCUGCUGCAAAGAAGAUCCUGGUUUAUUUUAUUCUAUGUUUUAAAGAGUAAACAGAGGAAAUAAGUAAAAGUAGUCCUGGGAUAAAGUAGGUCAUCCUCUCUUCAUGUGUUAGCUCAGAGCUGUCUUGCAAGGAAAGUACUUUUCAGGGCCUUGUCGGCCUUCCUGAAGACCUCACAGUCUUUGGGCCGUCCAGUUCUCAAAUAGGGGCGGUGAUUUGGGGGCGUUGGGGCUAUGCAGAGACUGGAGAUUCUUGACGUGGCAGUAGCUGGGGGAAUCUUCAGCUUGUUUCUUCAGUUGAAGUGGGACUCAUUUCCGGAAUGGACUUAAUAGGCUGUGUCUAAUGUACAGAUUGGGUGAGUCUUGCUUUAGUGUGUCUUGCCACCCUCGAUAGGCUCCCAGGGUACUCUCUUUUUUUUUCUGUAACGUCCCUUCCUUCUGGUGGCCAUUGUCACUCUGACGUCAGUGAGGUUGGGGAAUGGGGACAGUUCUCAGAAUCAUAGCACAGACUCGUCUGUGUGUGUGGACCCCUGAUGCAGAGGGUGCUGCCGUGCCUGGCCUAGGGGCCCAAUUGUCAGAUCACCAUGUUUCUCACAUUCCGUGUCACAGGACAUCUUAGGUACAAGAAGGGUCUGGUGGAGGUGGAUUUACCCCUUGUUGCACAAAGGAUCAUGUAAAGUCACUGAACUUGUGAAAGUCUAUUUUUUUCCCCUGUAUAUCUAUUUUUCACAGAAUGUAAGAAGCGUUAAUGACCUGGUCUGUCCUUCUUCCCCUUUCCCCUUCACCUGAGGUCCUCAUUCCAGUUUGUAUUGUCUUUGUGUCCAAAGUAAACUAGGUGACUUAUUUGUAUAAAAUGUUAUUUUGCCACAAGAGACAGUAAUAAAAGAAAGAUUUUCACAGUA